UUUUACUCCAACCACUCUCUCUGUCUCCAAGCGGCGAAAGCUCUCUGCAAGUUUGUUUAAGCUAAAGCUUUCCCCCUUGUUCAGCCACUCCUCCCCUAACCGAACACAAGCUGCUCGCCGAAAUGCCGGCCCGGAGGCUCCUCCCGCUACUCCUGGCGCUGCUGCUCGCCGGCUCGCCGGAGGGCGCGGCUGGAGCGGGCGCCGGCGGCAACGGGACGUGCCCGCUGGACCUGAGCUACGUGCCGUCCUUCCCCUGGGACCCCACGCCGUGCGCGGGGAGCGCGCCCAACAUCACGGCGUGCCGGCAGACGCUGCUCUCCCUGCUCGGCAUCGGCCUCGCGGGCCGGCUCCGGUCCACGGGCCAGUUCCGCCUCCCGUCCGCGGGGGCCGCCGCCGCGUGCAUCGCGGGGCUGGCGGACGGGAUCUCCGCGCCGCCGGCCUCCCUCGCCGGCGCCUCGCUCGUGCGCUCCUGCUUCCCGUCGCCGGCCGACUUCGUGUCCACCCCGUCCUACUGCGCCGGCGUCACCACCGCCGCGCAGUACAGGGCCGUCGUCGGGAACGACUCCGUCGCCGGCCUGGACGCCGCCUGCGGGCCCGAGCUCGCCUCCCUGCCCGUCUGCUACAGCUGCCUCACCGCCGGCAUCGUCGCCACCUCCCACCUCAUCGCCGCCGACGCCAACGCCUCGGCCGAGUUGCAGCGCAACUGCUUCUACCUCACCGUCAUCUACGCCGCCGGCGUCUCCAGCGUCGAGGGGCCCACCGCCCUCUCCACCGCCAAUUGCACGCUCGGUCUCGGCCUAGCCACCCAACCCUCCCACCCUUCCAAGUCAAACAGCACAACCAUCUACGCCACCACCAUCCCAAUCGCCAUCAUCCUGCUCCUAUCAGCCAUCGCAUUCAUUCUCUGGAGAAAAAGAAGGCAUGCCAACGCCAAGAACAAGAACCGAGACCUCAACAUCCCUGAGGAGGGGUCGUCAGGCGAGCGGCGGCCGCACCUGCGGCCCAACACGGGGUCGAUCCUAUUCAGCAUUGCCGAGCUGUCCAAGGGGACGGACGGCUUCGCGGACAAGAACCUCAUCGGCCGCGGCGGGUUCGGGGUCGUCUACCGCGGCGUGCUCGCGGACGGCUCCGUCGUUGCUGUCAAGAAGGUGCUCAACCCGGAAAUGGAGGGCGGGGACGAGGAGUUCACCAACGAGGUGGAGAUCAUCAGCCACCUCCGGCACCGCAACCUGGUGCCGCUGCGCGGCUGCUGCAUUGUCGACGAUGACGUCGAGGAAGGGAAGCAGAUGUUCUUCGUGUACGACUUCAUGCCCAACGGAUCGCUCGAGGAGUUCAUCUUCCGGGGGGACAAAGAGGGAGGCAGCCAGCGGCCGGCGUUGACAUGGGCGCAGCGGCGGACCAUAAUUAUGGAUGUGGCAAAGGGGCUGGAGUAUCUGCAUUAUGGUGUCAAGCCUGCAAUCUAUCACAGGGACAUCAAAGCCACCAACAUAUUGCUCGACAAUGAGAUGCGUGCGCGCGUGGCGGAUUUCGGGCUAGCCAGGAGGACCAGGGAGGGGCAGUCACACCUCACGACGCGCGUUGCCGGCACGCAUGGUUACCUGGCACCGGAGUACGCGCUCUACGGGCAGUUGACAGAGAAGAGCGACGUCUAUAGCUUCGGUGUUCUGGUGCUUGAGAUUUUGAGCGCGCGGCAUGUGCUUGACAUGUCGGCUCAGGCAGGGCCGGUGCUGAUCACCGACUGGGCGUGGACGCUCGUCAAGGCCGGUCAGUCGAGAGAGGUGCUAGACGAGGCGUUGUCGACCGGUGAGAGCCCAAGAGGAGAGGUGAUGGAGAGGUUUGUGCUUGUCGGAAUCCUGUGCGCACACGUGAUGGUUGCGCUCCGACCGACCAUCACCGAGGCCGUGAAGAUGCUUGAGGGGGACAUGGAUAUACCCGAGAUACCAGACCGGCCACUGCCAUAUGGGCACAGCCUCAUGUUCAGCGAAGCAGGGAGCAACUUCAGUGCUUCACCAGCCAUCAGCGGGCCAUUAAUCGAUAAUGGGGACAUGCUUAGGUGAUGUAAUACUUGUGUUUCUUUUGGUCAGCUAAAUCCAUAAUUGUGUGUCACGACCUCUUGAUAUGUUGAUUUUCUGUAUGAGACAUUUAAACGAUGCAAAUGGAAUUCACAUCAAAUUUUGUUA
This is a messenger RNA of Lolium rigidum, 2180 nucleotides long. Its product is annotated as probable receptor-like protein kinase At1g11050. The record is from RefSeq and is a predicted model, not a curated record. Gene Ontology annotation, molecular function: ATP binding; protein kinase activity. The transcript has a single exon. Gene Ontology annotation, biological process: protein phosphorylation. Lineage: Eukaryota; Viridiplantae; Streptophyta; Magnoliopsida; Poales; Poaceae. The coding region runs from base 123 to 2057 and encodes 644 amino acids.